Messenger RNA from Echinococcus granulosus, 1677 nucleotides. RefSeq lists its product as hypothetical. Bases 1 to 1677 code for a protein of 558 amino acids. The record is from RefSeq and is a predicted model, not a curated record. The transcript is spliced from 12 exons. Lineage: Eukaryota; Metazoa; Platyhelminthes; Cestoda; Cyclophyllidea; Taeniidae. Gene Ontology annotation, molecular function: guanyl-nucleotide exchange factor activity.
AUGCAAGUUGGUCAUGAGGCUUCUAGACGACAACAGCCACCGCCAACCCCACGUAGGCAAGCCUUUCAAGGCAACGGCUUUCGAGUUGGUCCUGCCGGCUUCUCUGACAGUUGUAGCAACUACAAAAUGGAUGAAACAAUGGAGAAUCAGAGAACAAAUGCAGUGAGGGAGUUAAUUGAGAACGAGAAACUUUUCAAAAAACAGAUGACCCUUGUCUCAGACAUAAUGACCAAAAAUAGGGUCCCCGUUUCUAUUACCCCCGCGGACCUUGCUGCAGUAAAAUUGAAUUUGGACGACUACAUUUACACCUCCGCUCAAAUGAUCAGAGCUUACGAGAAUGCAGUUGCAGAAGCCCCCAACGGCAAACUUGCAUACGCCUGUGUUUGUAAACACCUUGUACCGACUCUUCCUGCCUUUCGCAAUGUGAUGGUGGCGUACAUUAAGGAUUAUGACCCAGAGAUCCUACAACAUAGACCGCAUCUGGUAGAAUACUUCGACAAGGCUGGAGAACUGCUUCAUAGGUUGGAGGGACAAAUGGUAAUUCUCUCAGACCGUCUACUCAAGCCUUUUCAGCGUCCCUUCCACAUUACUUGCAUUCUACAUCGUCUGGAUAAGUAUACACCGGAAUUGCAUCCCGACUCUGCCUAUGUAAAACAGGCCAAAAUUGCAAUUCAGAAGGCUUGCGAUGAUGCAGAGGCGGCCAAACGCGCGGAUGGGGACUAUAAGCAAUAUGACGAUUUUCCCCAACUGACUGUAGAUGUAUCAGCUGGUAAUUCUGCUGCUGGUGGAGCUUUUGAGAACUCUCGCAUGACAAACUACCGCAAGAAAGGGAAGAAGCUUUCUCUGCUAAUUGAAGAUCUCUCCAAAUGGAUCAAAUUGAACAGUGAGGACCUCAAGUCAUUCAUAGAGAACCGACGCCUCCUCAUCAAGGCUGUCCGCGAGUUACUUCAAUCCUUAGACUCCGCUGUAGGAAGCUCUCUCCCACUAAACUUUCAUGCGUCUUCCGUGCAGCAUCAGAUCAGGAUCUUUGACCCCACUAUGUUUAAUAGGGCCUCGGAGGAGGUGUUGGAUCGGCUGAAGUUGUUGACCGCACCCUUAAAAAAGAUGAAGCCUUCUUUGAAAAAGUUGAAGUCUAGAGCCAAUGAUAUUGCCAAAACGCAGAGGAACAGAACCGCCAAUCCAGCGACAAUUGAUGCGUAUCGACGAGAUGAAAAAAAAGCAAUGGCUCUCUCAGAGGCGAUCUUAGGCAAAACCGAAAAAGCUAUUAAAGCCCUAUUUCUUCACUACCUCUCACAUGUGCAAAGGCUUUUCAACUACGCUGCAAUUAAAGAGAAUGGCUUAGAUGAAAGAUAUACUAAAGCCUUAGUCCGGCUUCGUGAAGCGGAUUUGAAAUCGCAAGUUGAGGUCAUUAUAGCGAUAUGGGAAAGGCAAAGCAAAGUGGCACAAGGUUCAAACCCUAGACCCAACACUAAAGAUGCUCCUACGCCUGCCCAUUGCAAAGCGCGGAUCGUCUACCACUAUUCGGACCACCAAACACCACCCAACUUACAGGUUAAUGACGUCGUGUAUGUGUUUCGAUGGACCGAUGCCGUGCGAAACCCUGAGUGGGCGGAGGUAAGUGACAGAACAGGCCGGAGGUUCUUCUAUCCCUCCUCUCGGCUGGAGCGCCUUAGUUGA